This is a messenger RNA of Ixodes scapularis (black-legged tick), 1677 nucleotides long. Its product is annotated as high-affinity choline transporter 1. NCBI's taxonomy places the organism in Eukaryota, Metazoa, Arthropoda, Arachnida, Ixodida, Ixodidae. The transcript has 9 exons. Gene Ontology annotation, molecular function: choline:sodium symporter activity. Gene Ontology annotation, cellular component: plasma membrane. The coding region runs from base 1 to 1677 and encodes 558 amino acids. The record is from RefSeq and is a predicted model, not a curated record. Gene Ontology annotation, biological process: acetylcholine biosynthetic process; choline transport; transmembrane transport.
AUGGGCCUCAGCGUUCCAGGCCUGGUGGCCAGCGUGCUCUUCUACGCACUCAUCGUGGCCGUGGGCUUCUGGGGCGCCCGGCGGAGGCACGGAGGAGGGCCCAGUGCCAACCCUAGUGAGGACCUGAUGCUUGGAGGCCGCAGCGUGAGCCUCGUCGUCGGAGUGUUCACCGUCAUCGCCACUUGGGUGGACGGUGGUUUGCUUAGCGGCAUCGUAGAGGAGACUGCCGUACGAGGAGUCCUUUGGUGCCAGGCCCCAGUGGGCUUUGCUCUCAGCCUCGUCGUCGUCGGGGCCUUGUUCUCGGGCCCGAUGUGGCGCGCCCGUCACGUGACCAUGCUGGACCCCUUGGAGCAGGCGUUCGGGAGCCGGGUGACGGCGCUGCUUUUCCUGCCGGCUCUACUGGGAGAGGUCUUCUGGUGCGGCGCCAUCUUGAACGCACUAGGUGCCACGGUAAGCGUGAUCACGGGCCUCGGGCACGUGACCUGCGUGCUCGUCACCGCCUCAGUCGUGACGGUGUACACCUGCAUCGGGGGUCUGUACUCCAUCACGUACACCGACGUCCUACAGCUCCUACUCAUGUUCGUCGGCCUGUGGACGUGCGUUCCAUUCGCCCUGAGCAACAAGCACGUGAGGCCCCUGGGCAGCCUGCCGCCCGACCAGUGGCUCGGUACAGUGCUGCCGUGGCAGGUCCCCACCUACAUCGACAAUUUCCUCAUGAUCGUCUUCGGAGGCGCGCCUUGGCAGAACCUAUUCCAGAGGGUGCUUUCUGCAAAGACCGAGUUCCGGGCCAAGGCUCUUCCUUACGCCGGCUGCGUGGGUACCCUGGUGCUUUCGGUACCCGUUCUGCUCCUAGGACUCGUUGCCAGAGCUGCCAGAUGGCAAGACACGUCUUACAACAGCGCCAGUGGUAGCCCCGCGUCUCCUCUGGAUGACGAUUCCCAGUGGUCCCUGCUGCUGCCCUUGACGCUGCAGCAUCUCACUCCAGCAUCGGUGUCCUUCCUGGGGCAAGGGGCUGUGGCCGCAGCCGCCAUGUCUUCGGCAGACGCCUGCAUGCUCAGCAGCGGGGCACUCUUCACGAGGAACGUCUACGUGCCGCUGCUGAGGCCCAAGGCUUCCGAGGUCGAGAAAGUCUGGGUCCUGCGCACCUCCAUCGCAGUGACGGCAUUGAUGUCGUCCGCGGUGGCUGCCACGGUAGAUUCGGUGUACGGUCUUUCCAUCAUCAUAAGCGACCUGGUGUACGUGAUGCUGUUCCCUCAACUAUUGGUUGUCGUACACUUCCCGUCACUAUGCAACACAUACGGAUCUCUCGCGGCCUUCUUUGUCGGGCUGGGACUCCGGGCCGUCGGCGGCGAGCCCGUGCUGGGGAUCCCGGCGCUGUUCCGGUACCCGUACUUCGACGAGGCGACUCAGCGGCAGCUAUUCCCGCUCAAAACGGUUGCCAUGCUCGCCAGUCUCGCAACAUUGGUGGUCGUGUCGGCCGCCGCCAAGGCUACAUUCAGGGCGGGGCUCCUGUCUCCUAGAUACGACCUUUUGCAUUGCCAGUUCAUCGGGACAACUACAGUCAAAGCGGUACCCGGAGAAGAGACUGCUGACACCAAGGGAAAGACUCAAGUGAAUCCCGCUGAAUGCCGGAGCUUAACAGAAAACUCAAAAGUUGAAGCUUUCAGCAGCGUUUAG